Paramuricea clavata is the source of this 1288-nucleotide messenger RNA. The record is from the annotation of a GenBank genome assembly. NCBI's taxonomy places the organism in Eukaryota, Metazoa, Cnidaria, Anthozoa, Malacalcyonacea, Plexauridae.
GACAGCGUUCCUCAUUCUGAGGGCAGCGUUCCUCACUCUGAGGACAGCGUUCCUCACUCUGAUGACAGCGUUCCACAUACUGAGGACAGCGUUGCUCACACUGAGGACAGCGUUCCUCACUCUGAGGACAACUUUCCUCACUUUGAGGACAGCGUUCCUCACUCUGAGGACAGCGUUCCUCACUCUGAGGACAGCGUUCCUCACUCUGAGGACAGCGUUCCUCACUCUGAGGACAGCGUUCCUCACUGUGAGGACAGCGUUCCUAACUCUGAGUAAAGCGUUCCUCACUCUGAGGACAGCGUUCUCACUCUGAGUAAAGCGUUCUUCACUCUGCGGAGAUCGUUCCUCACUCUGAGGACGGCGUUCCUCACUCUGAGGAAGCGUUCCUCACGCUGAGGACAGCGUUCCUCACUCUGAGGACAACGUUCCUCACUCUGAGGACAGCGUUCCUCACUCUGAGGACAGUGUUCCUCACUCUCAGGACAGCGUUCCUCUCUCUGAGGACAGCGUUCCUCUCUCUGAGUAAAGCUUUCCUUACUCUGAGGACAGCGUUCCUCACUCUGAGGACAGCGUUCCUCACUCUGAGGACAGCGUUCCUCACUCUGAGGACAGCGUUCCUCACUUUGAGGACAGCGUUCUUCACACUGAGGACAGCGUUCCUCACUCUGAGGACAGCGCUCCUCACACUGAGAACAGCGUUCGUCACUCUGAGGACAGCGUUCCUCACUCUGAGGACAGCGUUCCUCACUCUGAGGAAAGCGUUCCUCACUCUGAGGACAGCGUUCCUCACUGUGAGGACAGCGUUCCACACUCCGAGGACAACGUUCCUCACUCUGAGGACAGCGUUCCUCACUCUGAGGACAGCGUUCCUCACUCUGAGGACAGCGUUCCUUACUCUGAGGACAGCGUUCCUCACUCUGAGGACAGCGUUCCUCACUCUGAGGACAGCGUUCCUCACUCUGAGGACAGCGUUCCUCACUCUGAGGACAGCGUUGCUCACUCCGAAGACAGCGUUCCUCACUCUGAGGACAGCGUUCCUCACUGUGAGGACAGCGUUCCUCACACUGAGGACAGCGUUCCUCACACUGACGACAGCGUUCCUCACUCUGAAGAAAGCGUUCCUCACUCUGAGGAAAGCGUUCCUCACUCUGAGGACAGCGUUCCUCACUCUGAGGACAGCGUUCCUCACUCUGAGGACAGCGUUCCUCACUCUGAGGACAGCGUUCCUCACUCUGAGGACAGCGUGCCUCACUCUGAGGACAGCGUGCCUCACUCUGGGAUCUCUUAA